AUGCAGAAAGGCGCCGUCCCGGUCGAAGGAGCUCGGUUUCUCGAUUACCACGACGGCAGCUUAUUGUACAUGCGCAAGAUCGACGAAAGGGAAAGCGCAAUGCAGUCUACAGAUGGCCCUUGUGUUGCCCAUCGAGCUGACUACCAUGCGACACUACACGAAGAGGCUACACGGCUAGGAUGCGAGAUCCAAUUGGGUUGCGAAGUACAAGAUGUGAACUUUGACCAAGCCUCCGUAAUCUUGAACGACGGGUCAGUAAUUGCAGGAGACGUAGUGGUGGCCGCAGACGGCCUCUGGUCGACGCUGAGAGACAAAAUCCUCGGCCAACUGUCUCCUCCCCUCCCUACCGGGGACCUGGCAUAUCGAAUGACACUCCCUGCGGAUGCCCUAAGUACCAUCGCAGACCAGAAUGUCCAGGAACUGCUCCGGCCGAAUCUGUCCACCGUUUGGCUUGGGCCGGACAGACACUGCGUCUUGUAUCCGAUCCGCAACCGCUCCCAGUGGAAUUUGGUUCUGAUACCCGACAAUCUGCCCGACAAUGUUCGGACCCAAGCCGCGACCAUGGAGGAGAUGAAGCAAUGUUUUGAAGGAUGGGACCCACGACUUCAGAAGCUCAUGGCGACGGGGGAUGCGGUCAUGAGCUGGAAACUGCUCCAUUGCGAGGAACUAAAAACAUGGUCCAAAGGCCGCUGCGUCCUUAUCGGCGACGCUUGCCACCCGUCUCUCCCGUACCAAGCCCAAGGUGCCGCCAUGGCUCUCGAAGACGGGAUCACGCUCGGCACGCUCCUCGGCAGUCUGAACGAAUCGCAACACCCUGCGGUAUGCGGAGCAGACCGUCGCGCCCAAUGUAUCUUGGAACUGCUGCUGGUGUUCGAAUCUGUUCGCAAGCCGCGCACCUCGCUAAAUCAAAAGGGCUCGCAGAGCAAUCAGUACUGGUACCAGGCCAGCACACCCGAGGAUAUGGAGAGGAGGAACAAAGUCUUUCGAUCGGCUGACGGGUGGGGCAAGUGUGAAUGGAAGGGUGCAGAUUUCGAAUACCAGCGAGAAUUACUGGGAUAUGAUGCGAGAAAACAUGCGCUGGAGACAUAUGAGGGUUGGGAGAAGCAGGCUAGGGCUGUGGACUGUAACCUGUAG
Cladophialophora psammophila CBS 110553 is the source of this 1134-nucleotide messenger RNA. RefSeq lists its product as uncharacterized. The coding region runs from base 1 to 1134 and encodes 377 amino acids. Gene Ontology annotation, molecular function: monooxygenase activity; FAD binding. The record is from RefSeq and is a predicted model, not a curated record. Gene Ontology annotation, biological process: secondary metabolite biosynthetic process. Lineage: Eukaryota; Fungi; Ascomycota; Eurotiomycetes; Chaetothyriales; Herpotrichiellaceae. The transcript is spliced from 6 exons.